Messenger RNA from Capsaspora owczarzaki ATCC 30864, 4803 nucleotides. Its product is annotated as serine/threonine-protein kinase ppk15. Gene Ontology annotation, biological process: peptidyl-threonine phosphorylation; peptidyl-serine phosphorylation. The record is from RefSeq and is a predicted model, not a curated record. Gene Ontology annotation, cellular component: nucleus; cytoplasm. NCBI's taxonomy places the organism in Eukaryota, Filasterea, Ministeriida, Capsasporidae. The coding region runs from base 1 to 4803 and encodes 1600 amino acids. Gene Ontology annotation, molecular function: protein tyrosine kinase activity; ATP binding; protein serine/threonine kinase activity. The transcript is spliced from 8 exons.
AUGGCGGCGGUGGUCCGGCCGCCUGAAGGGGACAAGGCGGUGCUCUCUGCGCUGGCCUUUCACGUCCCUCGGCGUACCACCAGCGAGACUGGCGCAACCGGCAGCCAUCAUCACCAUCACCACUCGCACCACCACUCGCACCACCACCACACACACCAUCACUCUGGCGGCAGCAGCAGUACGCACUCGACCGCAAGCAGCAGCACGAGCAGCCUCAACAGCGGCAGCAGCAGCAGCGGUAACCAGAGCCAGCAGAGCCGGAACGACGCUCCUCCUCCAGCAACCCGAGCGCGCGCGUCGUCACUGCUCGACAGCAUCACGGCCGGCGCGGCGGCUGCAGAGUCAGAGCUCACUGCAUUCACCACUGCAGCAGCGGCGGCAGCGGCAGCGGCCACAGCAGCAGCAGCAGCAGCAGCAACAGCGCAGCAGCAAGCCACUUCGACAACUGCCGUUCAAUCUUACCCAGGAACAGCGGCCUUUGUCGGCUCGCACCCUGGCCCACCGACGGCCCUCGCUGCCGACCCAGCGUUGUUGCAGACGAGUCAUUCGUUGACUGCGCGUGCGGGCGGGGCUGCGGGUGGCGAGGCGCGGGCAGCUGGAUCGGACGCUUGGACGUCAAUCCCGCCAGCCCAAGCAGCAGCAGCAGCAGAAGGAGGCAGACCGGCGUCGACCCUCUCCACCUCGUCCUUCUCCUCGUUGUCGUCGUCGUCGUCGUCCACAGCAUCGUCGUCCUCGUCAUCCAUGUCGUCGCCAACGUCCGCGUCGCCUGCCGUGGUGGCUGCCGCUGCCGCUGUUGGUGCUGGUGCUGGUGCUCGUCCAAACGCCAACUCCGAUGAUGCCAAUUGGCAAGACCAGCCCCAGUCGCCGCCCUCCCCGCCCGUCUUUGUCUCGCGGCGCACCUGGAAGCCAACCAUCCGCACAUCCAAGUACCUGCUGGACUUGUUCCGAGUGAUCAACCCGAAUUUCCAGUACACGACAACGCUCAAUCCCCGACGAGUGCUCACCCAGCCGUCCGAAGGAAGGCUCAACCACAACCACGACAAUGAGCAUUCAGACUACAUUCUCUAUGUCAACGAUGUGCUGGGCGAUAUUCCAGGACAUCGAUACAUCAUCGUGGAUUCGCUCGGUGCAGGCACAUUCGGCCAAGUGGUCAAAUGUCGACGAGAAGGCUCGGACGAGCUGGUUGCAGUCAAGGUUGUCAAGAACAAACCCGCCUACUUUAAUCAAUCCAUGAUGGAAGUGCGAAUCCUGGGACUGUUAAAUAACAGCCAUGAUCGGGAUGAUCGCCAUCACAUCACCAGACUGUAUGACUCGUUCAUCUUCCGAGAGCACUUGUGCAUCACCUUUGAACUUCUUGGAGUCAAUUUCUUUGAGCUCCUCAAGCAGAACAAGUUCCGCGGCUUGUCGCUCAACCUCAUUCGGCUCUUCACCGCCCAGAUUCUUGACGCUCUCGCCGUUCUGAAGCAAGCCAAAGUCAUCCAUUGCGAUCUCAAACCUGAGAACAUUCUGCUCAUCGACUCGCACUCUCCUGCAAUCAAAAUCAUUGAUUUCGGCUCGGCGUGUUACGAACACGACACCAUGUACACUUACAUCCAGUCUCGGUUUUACCGCUCGCCAGAGGUGCUGUACGGAUUGCCGUAUGCAAGCGCAAUCGACAUGUGGUCGGUCGGUUGCAUUGCCGCCGAGCUCUUCUUGGGUCUUCCAAUCUUCCCCGGCUCUUCAGAGUAUGAUCAAGUCUACCGCAUUGUGUCAUUGCUUGGUUUACCUCCAACCCACAUGAUCCGGAAUGGAAAAACUGCUCACAAAUUCUUCCGUCGUGUGGAUGCGACAAAUUACGAGCUGGUCUCGAUGCAAGCGUUUGCAAUGGAAUACAACACUGUCGAGAAAGUGUCCAAGCGUUAUUACGAGAUGAACUGUCUUGACGAUUUAGUACAGAUAGGGUUGAAGACUGAUCUCACCGACCAGCAGCGCGAAAAGGAAAUUGCGCUCCGACGCUCGUUCAUCUCGUUCCUGGGAGGUCUGCUGAAUGUGGAUGCCAGGCACCGUUGGACUCCAACACAAGCUGCCGCCCACCCGUUCUUGCGCAACGAACCACUGGUCACACCGUUCGUGCCUGCUCCGGACGCUGGCGUCCUCCCCGCCACGCACGCCGCAGCUCCACCACCACAACCACCACCACCAAUUACGGCAGCGCCGCCGCCGCCGCCGGCUGCUGCGCCACAGUAUUCGCUGGAGGAGCAAAACGCGUACUAUUUGCAACUUGUUGCCAAAGCCAAGGAGCAGCAGGAGCUCGAGAAAGCCAAGGCUGCCCAGCAAGAGCAACAAAAGCAACAAGAAGAAAUGCAACGCGCUCGCAUCCUGCAACAGCAGUUGGCCGCUGCAUUGCCAAACUCUGCCAUUCACGAGGCCGUCGCUGCGGCGGUCGUCGGGGGCGACAACACGAUUCGAAAGCGUGCCCACACCUUCCACGGCAACGCGGGCGUGUUUGGCGAUGUUUCUAACGAGACCAUUCUCGAUCGAGCUCCCAACCUGUCUUCCGUUUCCGAACAGCAGCCAGCUGUUGAAUGGGGUAGCGAGACGAACGCUGCUGCGACAUCCGACAAGCAGCCAAGUGACUCGCAAGACCAGCCCGCGCUUGGAACGUCCUGGAACGAUAUGGCUUCCAAGUCGCUCAGCCCAGCAACAGACCAGCCACUCUCGGAAGCCCCGACACAGACAUCCCAACAGCCCCUUCAAGAUGCCAACAAGCUGCUUUCGCAACUGUCUUUUGGCGCGGAUCCUGCUGCCUUUGCUCUCGCGCCGUACUCGUCAAGCUGGACUGGGGUUUCCGAGUAUCUGCAAGAGCAUAGUUUAACAUCGUCACAACCCUCGACUGGACCAUCGACAACGCUCGAUUCCCAACUUGCGCGAUUAACCAUCGACGCGACUGCUGAGCUGGCUCCGCCUCGCGCAGGUUCGUCGGACGAAUUCGGCUCGUCCAAGCAUUCCGCCUCCAAUCCUUUGUCUCCCGACGAGCUGGGUCAGCCAAUUUCGUCGUCCGAAGAAGCCAGCAACGACAGCACCUCCACUCCUGGCUGGGACCAGUACGGUCGGGCGCCAAUUUCGCCCGACUGGAAUGACGCCGAGUUUGGCACGGCAAGUGGCGGUGCAGCAGGAAGCUAUGGCAUGUCGAGCGUGAAUGAUCAGCAAUUGCAAGCGACUCGACCUCCUGGGCGCAUUGCGGCCUAUUUCAAAGGCCAGCUCCAACAAGCAACAAGCGAACCAGAGCAGCUUUCGCAGUUCCCGCUGCAAGCACAAACAGCACCUGUGCCUCCAUCCCACCAAAAUUUGCGAAACAAUCAACGUGUCGUGUUCACCGGCCACUCUGCCCCGCCUUCUGCUGGUGUCGACGCCAGUUCGGCCUACAUGGGAUCCUACGAAUUGGCAAAUCACGAUGAUGAAGCAUCAAGUGAGCCGUUCUUUUCGCAUCGUCGGCUCUCGUUUGGUGCCUUCCCAACGCAUCUUUCCUCUGGUCGCGCACCACCAGAGGGCGACUCGGCUCCGAUUCCAGACACGCCAUCGUCGAAUGCUCCGCUCUUGGCCUCCGGAGCCGUGGGGUCGCAACAGCCGCGCGGUGGUGCAACCGCCAUGCGACGACUUUCGCAUCAAAAUUUGCAGCGCCAACAGCAGCAGCAGCAGCAGCAGCAGCAACAUUAUCAUCAGCAGCACCACCACCACCACCACCACCACCAGCAGCAGCAGUACCAGCAGCAGCAGCACGGCCCGUCGUCCCUCAUGUACCAUCCUCCUUCCCACCCAGGAAUGUACAUGCAGCAGAUGCCCAGUUUGUACCAGCAACCACCGCCGCUCAUGACUCUGCCCGGGCAUCGCUCGUCCCCGAGCAUGCAAAUUCCCACUGCCCCACUGCAGCCGCAUCUGUAUCCGGGGUAUGCUUCCACGCCCGACGAUGCACCCACAUUCCCACUCCUCGGAACUUCCAUGUCUGCAUCGUCGUUUGGCACCAUGUACUCGUCGCCUCCUUCGUCGCAUCAGUGGUCUGGAUCGGAUCCCUUCUUCCAACAGCACUCUGCGCAGUCCAGUGGCUCGCAUCAGCAGACACGCCACUCUCCCCUCUCCCCGCGCUCUGGUGAACUCGAAGACAAUCGCUAUGGAAGCAGUAGUGGAAGCAGCGCCGGAUCGCCAAGAUCCCGUGGCGGGUCGCAGUCGUUUGCGUCCUCUUCUUACUCAAACCGCAAUCGUUCCAGUGCGCCCAAGCAGCCUCACAGCGCACCAGGAUAUGCACCAACACAGCCGCAGCAACAGCAGCAACCGCAGCAACAGCAGCAACCGCAGCAACAGCAGUAUUCACAGCAACAGCAGUAUUCACAACAGCAACAGCAAUAUUCGCCACAGCAAGUACAGCAAUUCUACUAUCAGCAGCAGCAGCAGCAACAACAACAACAACAACAACAACAACGCGCGUUUGGCUCACAGAUGUCUUCAUCGCCUCGACAGGCCCAACAGUACCAGCAUCAUCAGCAUCAGGCCAUGUAUAAUCCUCCAAUUCCCGGGUUGAUGGGUGGAGCUGCUUACAUGGGAAUGCCACCACUCGGCUCGAGCAUUGGUGCUGCGCGCAACAAUGCGGGAUCUGGACUGAGCAGUAGUGCUUACAGCUAUGGCUCUGCACAAGGAGCAGACAACUUGGAAUUUUCGGACGUUUUCGACUCGUCUGCGCUCGGCUCCAGUCCCAGGUCUGUCGCGUACCAGCCUCCUAGCUACCCCUAUUCCAACCAGCAAGCCCGACCUCCACCACGAGCGAGAUAG